Messenger RNA from Paramuricea clavata, 1579 nucleotides. Lineage: Eukaryota; Metazoa; Cnidaria; Anthozoa; Malacalcyonacea; Plexauridae. The record is from the annotation of a GenBank genome assembly.
AUGCAAUAUGUGUCACAGUACACGAAAGUCCGAGGUGAGUUGACAAAACGAGCGAAUCCGUACAUUGUCAGGACAUUUCCAAAGAUUUCCGCUAAUCCUGCUGGUCCUGAUUUUGGAAAAUACUGCAAAUAUCAACUAAUAAAGUUUAAACCAUGGGAGGGUCAAUCGUCAAAUGCUUGGAACAACGAGGAUGAAAGUGAUAAAAUGUUUAUUAAUGCAUAUGAAGUUUUUCUUAUGACAGAUGAAUUUGCAGAAGAAAAUGUGUUUAGAUAUUCCGAUGAAACACACAGAGUUCAUGAUGCACAAUGUGGUCAAACCUUUGAAAACGAUCCAAGUGACAAUCAAGAUGAUGACGACGAAAGUGAAGUUGACCCUCGUGACGAGGAGGAAGUCGAUGAUUGGAUGUUGUUAUGCAGAAUUAACCAAGAUUAUGGUGAAGCAGGUAAUCGGAUGUCAGACAAUGAAGCAGUGGACUGGUUUGAAACGGUAAGAGCUGUGCCUAGAGAUUUGUUAAGGGAAUCUCCAGGAUGGAUCUAUAGUCAGAGAAAGAAGACGGAAGAACAUGGUCAGCAAUUUCGAGAAGAUGAUCAACAAUGUGUAAUUGAUCCGGACACCCUGAAUGAAAAACAACGCCUUGCUUACAACAUCGUCACAUCUCAGAAUGGUGAUAAUGCUGAGCCUGUUUAUAUGAUUGUGUGUGGAACAGCUGGCACAGGUAAGACAUACUUAAUAAGUGCAACGAAACAAGUAUUAGCCGCUCAGUGUGUUGUUACAGCAACUACUGGGAUUGCAGCCUUUAGUAUUAAUGGUCAAACAUUACAUUCUGCUGCUCAACUUCCUAUCCGUGAAUAUAGGGAUUUGCAGGGUGACUCACUACAGCGGUUACAGCUGAGACUAGAAAGUAAAAGAUUUCUGAUUAUUGAUGACAUGUCAAUGAUUGGACAUAAAAUGCUAUCAUGGCUUGACAAUAGAUUACGUGCUGGUACUGGAAAGCAAGAUAUCCCUUUUGGUGGUAUGUCAGUAAUUCUAAUGGGUGAUUUUGGUCAAUUACCACCUGUUGGUGAUAAGCCAAUGUAUGUUUCAGGUAAUGGAACAGUAGUAAGUGACCAUGGGCAUAGUCUGUAUCUGAUGUUUGAAUCUGUCAUUAUUUUAGAUCCAUUCUCGUCCCCAGAGCCAUUUUCACUCGGUCACUCGUUGAAAAUUAGGCUCUGGGAUAGACGACUAAAGGAAGAGAUCUGAUUGGCUUCUCAGAGAACUGCUAUUUCGCAGAAGUUUAGCAGUUUUCGCUGGGCAAAAUUAUUCUAUCAACAUAUGUCAACACAAAUACUUCGUUUCUUCUUAAUACUUCACUGUGAAAAUUCUUACGGGUGCUAAAGUGUGCCAAUUCAAGAGCAUGCGCUUUAGAAACUACUGCAAGUUUUUUUGCACUUCCGGUUCCGUGUGUCCCAGGGCCUAAGGAGGACGCACGCGGCCGAGAGGCCCUGGGGACGAGGAUGUUUUAGAUCAAGUUAUGCGUCAGGCUGGUGAGGACCCCGAGGCAGUUGCUUUUAGAGCCUUGCUGAUGAGAAUGCGAAAUUGA